Lineus longissimus is the source of this 3325-nucleotide messenger RNA. Its product is annotated as coiled-coil domain-containing protein 177-like. NCBI's taxonomy places the organism in Eukaryota, Metazoa, Nemertea, Pilidiophora, Heteronemertea, Lineidae. The coding region runs from base 119 to 2140 and encodes 673 amino acids. The transcript is spliced from 15 exons. The record is from RefSeq and is a predicted model, not a curated record.
GCGGUGAUUUUGAAAUUUUUGUAAAUUUUGCUUCAAAAAGUCCCUGUUUUAUCUAUGAAAUCUCGACCAAGAUCACAAUACUACAUGAAAUACUAAACCACUGAAACUGCCACCAAAGAUGGAUUCAUUGACCACCCCAAUCCAUAUUGACCUGUAUGACUUUGAGGACCCAAAAUAUGAAGACAGCAAGUAUGUGCUUACAAGUCCAAGAUCUCUGGAGGCAUGUGCAAGAGUGGGAGUCAAGCCCAUGGAGCUGCUAUACAAACCUCUUGCCGAUUUUCAAGAAGAGCACCUGGCUGAAGGCACAUCUCUGCAAACAAUCUAUAACAUGUAUGACGAACAAGAAAAUGAAAGAAUACGCGUGCUCAAAUUAUGUCGUCAUGAACGCGACCACUUAGUCAGCGAAGAUGAGGUGAAGAGCAUCUCUAGAUUAUCUCCGAUCGCCGGUUCGUACAUAAGGCCAACAUCACCGGGGUCAGAAAUGAGGUCAAGGUCGCCUGCUACAAAUAAGAUGUCAUUUGCGUCCAAGUCGGCGACACUUUUACUUGAUGACAAAUUAAGGAAUUUGGAGAGGAAAACAGAGGCUGAUAACAGCAGGGACUCUCCAGUUGAUAAAGGCUCGCUCCAACGCAUCAGGACUGCCUGGGCAACAUCUGGUGGCGAUGGAGACAAACACGAAACAGGCGAGGAAAAAGAUAUCGAGGAUAAGGAAAAGCAUCUUUUUGAAAAGUCCGAGAAAGGGGCGGGGAAAUCGAUCCUUCGACAGAGGGCAUCGUCACUAGAGAGACCUCGCCGGCUGGCAUCACACUCUUCCAGGGAAUCCUCCAUCAGAAGUCGGACCAAUUCAGAAAGAAGUUUCCCACUCGACAACACCUGGGCGUCGGUUUUGAAAAAUUCAAUCUCGUCAGCAAAGCCAAUCCUCGAUUCUAAACUUCGCAACAGGCUGAGAGGUUGUAAUGUCGCAGGGGUUAGAAUACCUGAGCGGGAUCAAAAGAUACUCUCGUGUCUCAUGGCCAAAGAAGAAGACGAGAAGGAGCGGGCACGGAUGCGGGAAUCGGCUCUGAACGUCUGGGAGGAGGAGAGAAAGAAGGAGCUGAGGCAGAGGCAGAGGGAGGAGGCGGAUAGACGCAGAGCUUUAUUGACAAAGAGCGGAGAGAGACAAAAAAAACUGUCAGCCAAUGAGAGCAAGCGAAAGGAGGCUGAAGAAGCAGACCUAAAACAACGCGAGCAGAAGAUAGAAAUGUCUGAUAAACAUUGGCAGGAGCAGGCGGCAAAGUUGGAACGUGAUCGGCGCCAAAAACUGAUCGAGAAGAAACAACAAGAAAUGCAGAGACGACGCAGCGUUGAACGUAACCUGCAGGCGAAGGAGAAGGAGAAUGAAGAAUUUGGAAAGAUGGUCAUUCAGUAUCAGGACAACGCGAUCAAGAAAGCCUUGACAGCCAAGGAGGCGCAGUUACACGAGGAGAAAAUGAGGCGUCGACUGCAAAAUCAACGUGAAAUGAGAGACUUCAAGUCGAGGCAUCAACAAGUCGAAAAGAUGACCGAGGAAGAGAUUGAAGCCAUGAGAGCAAGCAUCGAGUACAAACACAAGAAAGCUGAGGAAAAUUAUGAGAAUAUUAACGUCAAGAAGUAUCAUGAAAUUGAGGCACAUCAUCGUGAGAGAGAGAAACAGGACAGGCUUUUGAAACAGAAUCUCGAGAAAAUGGAGAAAGAAAUGGAAGACUAUAAGAAGAAUUUGAGAGUCUACAGACAAGUGAAAGAGCAGCAGGCGGAUGAGAUUGUAAACACAGUGACGUUGAAGAAGAAACUGCGUGCACAGGAGGAGAGAGCGCAGAGAGAGGCAUUGCAGAGAGCAAAUUACAGAAAGGAACGAAAGAAAGAAGCUGCCCGCCUCCAUGAUAUGAAGGAGACGAUCGCGUGGAAGGAUGCCAAGGCCCAGGUCAUCCAGGAAGAAAAGGAACAAACUGUAUCGCAGCUGCGAGCUCUUGCUCAUACAUCGGAGCUCCUGAGAGGUGAGCUCAUGCAGAGAUACAACAAGGAUUCGUUUGACCAGAAGGUGAAAAAGGUCGAACUCGAGACGAAAAUUGGAGUAGGAAAUCGAAACAGUUUGCGGAAUUCAUCGUCUGUGAAAUUAUAUUGAGGGGUGUCAUUGGUCUGAAUGAAAGUAAAUAGACUCGGAGAAUAAUUUAGUUCAUUCUGAACUGUCAGCGAACUCAGGUCAAAUUCGGACUAUGAAUAUUUUGUUUGUAUGAGACAUUUGUGAGGCCUAUCUAUUGUAAAUCAUGAUAUCCUGUCCCACUGUGUGGUACUCGGGCGAGAUAACUGUAAACAGUAUUGGAUAAGUUGGGUACCUAAACCCCUAGGCUUGCACCUGGUACUUCAAAAUGUAGUCACAACUCCUCCAGCCCAAGAGUGACCCUUUUGUUGUGAUUGUCUUAAAAGUUAACUUGUUUGAUGACUCCGUCAUAGCUGAAAUGGUAAUGAGUAGUCGAAGGCUAAAGCUUGUAUGUGAGGAGGUGGGUUAUACCAAAGAAUUCCUGGGACAACAAAGUUUUAUUUUGGCAUUAUAUUUAUUUGACUUUUCAUUUAAAAUAGCAUUUGAUAUUAUAGAUUACUUAGAAUAGUCAAACAGUUUUAUAUGAAACCUUGGCAGGCCAAGUUUGUAACUAGCAUUUUACAUUUUUGUUUGUAAGAUUUUAUUGUAGUGUAUUUAAUGUUUAUUAGGUCCAUCUCGAAUCAUCUUGAAUUGUCAAAUGUAAGAGACCAUCUCAGACUCAGCGUUGCUUCAAGCCAGUAAUUAAUAAAGGCAUUUAAGCCCUUGCUAUCUCCUUUUUGAAGAAUUAAAAAAAGGCUUGAAAGUGGAGUUAAGGCAAAAACAUUGAGUCUUUUUCAGCUUUUAUUCUCUUUGAGAUGGUCUCAUACAUUACCUGUCAGCUUAUCGUAUCGAAAAUUUGAUUGUAAUAGUGAAGAUGUGAAUGUUUACUGUUGGUCGGUCAAGAUGUUUUGGAUAGGACAUUGAUUGUAGUUGUUAGAUGUAAAUAUGCCUGAAUAUGAAUUUCACCGAUGCCACUGUCUGGACAGAUAUACAACUAAAUGCCAACUUUCAGCAGAUUUGCAUGCAUAAUAACUGCACAACAGCACUAUGUAUUUCUGUUUACCUCAGCCACCAGUAAACACCAAACUCCUGAAAAGAUGUGAAAACUGUAUAUUGUCCAGCACCUCCCUCCACCUCAAAGACAGUAAAAGUAUUUGUACAUGUCAUGAAAUUACAGCGAAAUGUAUGACUGUGCGAUCUGUUUGAUGACAAAAAAAAGUUCACAACACA